AUGGCGCGCCGCGGCAAGGGGGGCGGCGCAGCGGAGGUCGACCAGGCACUCGCCGAGCUCGACAUCGAUGCGCAGGCUUUCACCCCCCGAAGCACCGAUCGGACAAUCGCUGACAAGUACGGGCCCAACAAGAGCGACAAGGAGUACGCCAGCCUCAUCGACCAGGACUUCUGCAUCGACGCAGACUACCACUUGCAGUAUUUAGAUUCGAGUGGACGCUUUCGCGUCCAUCGAAAUUGCUUCAACGACAGGGGCGAGAUCGGCUCGCUCAUCGAUCGCCAAAAGUCGGUGGAGAGCGUCGGGGUCUCGGAUACAAAGUCGGCUUGGCUCAUACAAGACGAAGACGCCAACAAUAGUGAUGGGCUCAGUGCAAUUCAUAGCGCGGCGCUCCUGGGCGGGCUGAAGCGCGCGUGGCUUGCCGACAAGGGUCGGAAGAACCGCUCCGUCCAGCUGGGCAUCCAAGAGGGCAUGCGCCACUGCAAGCUCUACCGCAGGGGCAUCUACCAACACCCCGAGUGUUUGGUCUUCCUGAAAGAGCUCGGAAACAAGACCAAUGCGGCGUUCAACAAGAAAGCUCAGGCAUCGAGCUGGACGUACUCUGGUCUCGGGCAGAAGGUGUGGAGGGAGAAACGUUGGGAAAUCGCCAAUGCCAUGUUUGAGGGUCGUUGGUCUUCGCCGAACAACUAUCGUGAUUGCCAAUACUUCUGCAAUGCUGCCACGACGAUCUAUCACGACGAGGAUGCCGUGCACCCCUACCUUCCUGGAGUUCGGCACGAGUUUGCUGGCAAGUCUAUCUGGGAGGAGCUCGACUACAAUAUCAAGAACGAGGUCGACUUUACCCGCAUGCCGCUUGGCCACAUUCACACCGUCUUCAACCUUGCAGCUACGGUGAUGCGGACCUUCAAGCAGAAGCCGACGCUGAUCGUCGACAUCGUUCUCUUGAUGCUCCCGAAGGCGAAGCGCUACGAGGGUGACAGCACUGCUUGGGGCAAAUGCCAGCUCGCCCCUGAUGGCCUCCCACUACUGGUAGGGGUCAAUGAGGCCAGCUUGAAGGGCUCGUUGGAUGAGAUCGGCACGGACUCGAAGCUGUGCGACGCCCAGAAGUUGGCAGCGAAAAAGGCAGCGAUCAAGCAGCGGAUGCAUAUCGCCACGAAGCGCAAGGCAGCGGAGGCACGCGGCGGCGAUGGGCAGGAGGCGGCGCCCCAGGCAAAACGCCCUCGGGGGCGCGGAGGUCGCGCCACCGCUGCCAGUCGAGGUCGAGGCAAGGGGCGCGGCAAAGGCCCAGCCAGUGGAUCUGCCCAUGAGCCCCUUCCGCUGUGUGACGGCGGGGAGGGUGCAUCAGAUGCGGUUGCAGGGCGGGACGUGGAUGUCGGCAUCGACGUCGACGCCCGUGGCACAUUCGCCGAUCACAUGUGCGCCACCUCCGCGUACCUCGCGAAGAUCGACGAGAGUGGAAGGCAGUCGGCCAAGAUCGGAGCAUUCUGGAAGAGCACGCUGUAUGCGGCAGCAAAUGAUGUGGUGCGCCUGAAGCUCGGGUCGAAGGAUGCGAUGACGGAGGUCAGGGGUUGGAUCAUGCUGAGGCAGAUGUUCAAAGUGCUGCUGUACAAGAGUGCAGAGCUCACUGCGAGACCGAGCGAUUGCGAUAAGGACUUCGUCGUGGCCGCAUCUGCCGACAACGACGACGACAUCGGCGCGACCAUGUCGGUUGCCCAGCUGCAACAGAAGAUCGGCGAGCUGAGCGAGCCUGCGGCGACGCUGCUCGGCAUCCUCCAGCAAUCUAACCCUCGCACCGUCCCCGUCGCGGCCAAUCUCUUGUCUGGCGGUGUGAUGAACUCCGCUAUGAUGGCGCUGCUCCAGCACGUCGUGACGAUCGGAGGUGCGUUCGAUACCGAGGACAACGCGUGCGCUUUUCUCGUCAAGGUUCUGACCGAGGCUGUCUCGGAGAAGCUCCCGAGAUCCUCCGACGACGUGGCCGAGCUCAUCCAGGCGACGAUGAAUAGCGACAACAUGCCGCUUCUCUCUGGCACGCCCUUCGAAGACAUCAUGAAGCUCAACAUAGACCAGAACUCCAUACUGAUGACCGACAGCAUCAUCGCUCUUACCGGCUUGACGAACGAGGCAGUUCGGAAUGCGAUUGGUGGCCACGUAUUUGUUUUGAAUGGGAUCCAGAGGGCGACAGGCAUGAGCUUUCCUGCUUUCUGGCAGCGGGUCUACCAGAAGUGUCUGGAGUUCAACGCGCACUGCAAGACUCACGAUGGCAUCGGCUUUCAGCAGAGCAAGGACAAGCUCUAUGAGGUUUUGAUGUCGAAGUCGCACGCGAAGUUUCUGUGCACCGUCAAGGAGCACGGCAUCCAGAUGCCGCCAGGCUGGGAGAUCAGUGGCAACAUCGACGUGUUCCCUACGCAGCGCCAGAAGGCGGUGGCCGACGUCGUCGAACAGUUCGUGAAGCAACACCCGUUGUCCCUUGAUGCGUGCGCUAAGCUAGCAGACCCUCUCGGCUCGGUCGUGGCUGGUAUGAAAGGUCAACACCUGCCGCAGGCCGCGGGGCGGCAGGGGCAGGACGUGCAGAUGGUUUCAACUGGCGAUCUUCCUGGCGGCGAGAUCAGGAAGUUCGGGCCAGCGCCGCUGACCCAGUGGCGCAAGGAGAUCCUGGCGCAGGAGACGGCAGAAUCCGCAUCGCCGAUCGGCAAGCAGAACAUCGCGAAGCGCUACCUGAUGAGCACCAUCCAAACCGUUCUCAUGAAGAGAGCCGCCAUCGACUAUGAUGCGGACAACGUGGACCCAUCCAAUCUCCCCAUCACGCGCGAUUUCGAGGUGGACCCAGAGAACCCGAAGAUCACGUUGCAGCGCGCGGCGGGCGCUGGACCUUGUAAGCUCACUUUCUUCGGGCGCGUGGUGGAAGAGGCAGCCGCGCAGCUUCUCGGCAAGGCCACCGCCGUGCAGAUCGUCGCGGAGACUGAAGGCGACGAGAGCUUCUACAUCGACGGCAAGCUCUACAUCGACAGCGGCAGGUCGGACUGCAGCGUGGCGUUCCUCAUGCCGCCCCUGCCUCCCUCAAAGAGCUCAGUUUCGGAAUGCGGGGAGCCGUCGAAGGUGCAGGAGAAACAGAAAAAUGGUAAACAGCCUUUGGUCGCCACCCACCGCAUCGAGUACCGCGCCGAGGAACUGGAGGACCCCUUCGGUUGCGUGCACGUCUUCAAGAUGCCCUACUUGACGGACAUCCCCGAUGAGGUGGCGAUCAAGCAGUCCGAGCUGGGCGCGCUCUAUAGGGAGCGCGCGCCAUUCGACGAUCACAAACCAGAGAG
Messenger RNA from Prorocentrum cordatum, 3305 nucleotides. The record is from the annotation of a GenBank genome assembly. NCBI's taxonomy places the organism in Eukaryota, Dinophyceae, Prorocentrales, Prorocentraceae.